CUGCUGGUGCUUCUUCAUCAACUCUCUCCCUCUGCAGGGCAGCAACUUCCUGCCUGCCCAUGACCUUACCAUGCCAGGACUUCUCUUCACUGACCUCCCUCAGGGGAGGCAGCUCUCCUCAAGGCCGCCUGCCUGCAAUCAUGCAGGCCUCUCUUAGCAAACCUGUCCCUUUCCGGGCAGCUCUUCCUGCCUGCUUGUGUCUGUGCAAGUGUCCUUCAUUCUCCUGUCCCUUUCCCUAAUAAACCCGUUCUUUAAAUAUAACUAAUGUCUCUGUCUCGAGGAGAAACUCCCUGGGAAACUUGCCGCGUGUCGCUGAAAGGGGAACUCUGGUGAAACCUUUUCCAAAGUGAACCCAAGGACCCCGCACUCAAAACCCACAGACUCCAAAAACGACAACACUGUGACCCAAUGAGAACACUCAGAUUGGCAUUCACAAUGCAACCCUGUGCAGAUUUGGAUUUUCUUCCACCAGUCUUUGGUCUAUAACAGGAGUGAGUGCUCCUUACUCAGCAGCAGGAGUACCCGACUGUGGGUCGAGACACCCUUUUCAUGGGAAAACCUUGUUUGCAGUUUCCACCACUGAUCCAGACCACAAACUCUUUCCAUUCAUCAUCCAGAGCAUCAGCAGCAACUUCUAUGGCCAUAGGCUUUUCAUAAAAGGCUAGUGUGAGAAACACCAGCAGUAGGACCAGCUCAGAUCUUCAGUAUGGCAAAGCAUGCAAGAAGCUGUUGAAUUAGACCCAUUUCCUAUAGAUGAGAAACCAUAUAAGCAGUGGUGGAGAUAAUAGUACUGAUCUUCCUCAUGAAAUAGUUUUGUGAAUUUAAUGAAUUAUUUCAUGUAAAAGUAACAAGAGGGCUGAAUGCUCCUUCAGAGUCACCACUCUGCCUUAUAUUUUCUUGUAUUAUCAAAGUCGUCUACACAAUGGUUUACAUGAUGUCUGGUAGACUUUGAACCAGUUGGUCUUUUGUUGUGUUGACAGCACCGCACUGACAAAUAGGAGUUGUGGAGCAAGCUACAAUGCAGGAUGUUGCUGAAAGAGUAUUUAUGAGCCUCCAUUUAUUGUACUACUGCAGUGAACCAAUCUUGGAUGUGAAAAUUGCCUUUUGUCAGGGAUUUGAUAAACAAGUGGAUGUGUCAUAUAUUGCCAAACAUUACAACAUGAGCAAAAGCAAAGUUGACAACCAAUUCUACAGUGUGGAAGUGGGAGAUUCAACCUUCACAGUUCUCAAGCGCUACCAGAAUCUAAAGCCUAUUGGCUCUGGGGCUCAGGGAAUAGUUUGUGCUGCGUAUGAUGCUGUCCUGGACAGAAAUGUGGCCAUUAAGAAGCUCAGCAGACCCUUUCAGAACCAAACACAUGCCAAGAGAGCUUACCGGGAGUUGGUCCUCAUGAAGUGUGUGAACCAUAAAAACAUUAUUAGUUUGUUAAAUGUCUUCACACCCCAGAAAACACUGGAGGAGUUCCAAGAUGUUUAUUUAGUAAUGGAACUGAUGGAUGCCAACUUGUGUCAGGUGAUUCAGAUGGAAUUAGACCAUGAGCGAAUGUCUUACCUGCUAUACCAAAUGUUGUGUGGCAUCAAGCACCUUCACUCUGCUGGAAUUAUUCACAGGGAUUUAAAACCAAGUAACAUUGUAGUCAAGUCUGAUUGUACACUGAAGAUCCUCGACUUCGGUCUGGCUAGGACGGCAGGCACAAGCUUCAUGAUGACUCCUUACGUGGUGACGCGCUAUUAUAGAGCCCCUGAGGUCAUCCUGGGGAUGGGCUACAAGGAGAAUGAUAAUGGGGAGAAGUUCCAUAAAGUCAACUGUGAGUCAAUACAUGGAAUGUUUCUAGGUGGUUUUAACAAUGAAAAAGAAUUGCCCAUUGACAUGUGGUCAGUAGGGUGCAUCAUGGGAGAAAUGAUAAAAGGUGCAGUGCUGUUUCCUGGCACUGAUCAUAUUGACCAGUGGAACAAGGUGAUUGAGCAACUAGGAACACCGUGUCCAGAAUUCAUGAAGAAAUUGCAACCUACUGUAAGAAACUAUGUGGAGAAUCGGCCCAAGUAUGCAGGACUCACCUUCCCCAAGCUCUUUCCAGAUUCCCUCUUCCCAGCGGACUCUGAGCACAAUAAACUCAAAGCCAGCCAAGCCAGAGACUUGUUGUCAAAGAUGCUAGUGAUCGACCCAGCAAAAAGGAUAUCAGUGGAUGACGCCUUACAGCAUCCAUACAUCAAUGUCUGGUACGAUCCUGCUGAAGUGGAGGCGCCUCCACCUCAGAUAUAUGACAAACAGUUGGAUGAAAGAGAACACACCAUUGAAGAAUGGAAAGAACUUAUCUACAAAGAAGUAAUGAAUUCAGAAGAAAAGACUAAAAAUGGUGUAGUAAAAGGACAACCUUCUCCUUCAGGUGCAGCAGUGAACAGCAGUGAGAGUCUCCCUCCAUCCUCGUCAGUCAACGACAUCUCCUCCAUGUCCACCGACCAGACCCUGGCAUCUGACACUGACAGCAGCCUGGAAGCCUCGGCAGGACCCCUGGGUUGUUGCAGGUGACUAGCCGCCUGCCUGCGAAACCCAGCGUUCUUCAGGAGAUGAUGUGAUGGAACACACACGCAGACAUGCACGCACACACACACACACAGACACACAGUGACAAGAAAACCUCAAGGGAGAAAAAUCUAAGUCUAAAAUUAAAACAGAUCUUUCAGCCUGCUUCUUCUCCAGAGUUCUGUAUUGCAGCUAAGCCAAAUGUGUAUUUAACUUCUAGUUGCACUUGCUUUGAUCUUCUUCCAACGAUGCUUACUACAGAAAGCAAAUCAAACACAAUUAGAGAAGCCUUUUCCAUAAAGUGUAAUUUUAAUGGCUGCAAAACCAGCAACCUGUAAUUGCCCUUCCAAAUGGCAUGACAAGGUGUGCAGUGGCCCCAUCAGCAUGUGUGUGUCUCUAUCUUGCAUCUACCUGCUCCUUAUGGCCUAGUCAGAUGGAUGUAGAUACAGAUCCGCAUGUGUCUGUAUUUAUACAGCACUAUUUCCUUAGAGAUGCUAUUGUCAGUGUCCUCAGGGCUCAACCAAGACAUCAUGCACUGGGGUACCACAUGGUCCAUUUCAUGUGAUCUAUUACUCUGACAUAAACCCAUCUGUAAUAUAUUGCCAGUAUAUAAGCUGUUUAGUUUGUUAAUUGAUUAAGCUGUAUGUCUUAUAAGAAAACAUGUAAGGGGGGAAAAUAUGGGGGGAGUGAGCUCUCUCGGACCCUUGAAGAUGUAGCUUCCAAAUUUGAACUGAUUAAAUGGCACCUGUAUACCAA
Molecule: messenger RNA, 3277 nt
Organism: Talpa occidentalis (Iberian mole)
Lineage: Eukaryota; Metazoa; Chordata; Mammalia; Eulipotyphla; Talpidae
Gene: MAPK10
Product: mitogen-activated protein kinase 10
Exons: 18
Coding region: 1019-2527 (502 amino acids)
Biological process (GO): JNK cascade; protein phosphorylation
Cellular component (GO): cytoplasm; nucleus
Molecular function (GO): ATP binding; JUN kinase activity
Source: RefSeq, a predicted model, not a curated record